UUAAUAAACCGGUGGUUCCUCUUCCCGCCUAGGAGACAGACCACGCGGCCACGCCCUUCUCUGCGCUCUUCCAUGGCAUGGCCACCCACUGCAUCAAUCUCUCUAAAUUCUUCAAGAUCACAAGGUUCCUGCACCAAUCGAAACAACACCGCGUCAAAUCCUUCGCCUCCUCAGCUCCGACGAGUGAGGCUCGGCACCUGGAGGCCCUCACCGUGCUCCUGCACAGAACCUGUUCGCUGAAAUGCCUCAGAACGCUCCACGCGCGGCUCGCCGUCGCGGGCGCGAUCCGGGACACCUCCGUCGUCAUGGGCCUGGUCGAGAGGUAUCUUUCUUUAGGGAAGCCCGCGCCCGCGGCGUCAUUUUUCGCCGAAGCCUACCACGGCCGCCCCACGGUUUACUCGCUGAAUCUCGCGGUCCGCUGCUUCUCGGACCAUGAGUUCCACCGAGAGCUUCUUGAUCUUUACAGGGAGCUGUGUGCCUUUGGGUCCGACAACUUCACGUUUCCUCCGGUCAUCAAGGCUUGCACGGCCGUCUCUUGCCUUCGACUGGGGAGGGAGGUGCACUGCAGGGUUCUGCGGACUGGGCAUGGGGGCAAUGUUGGUGUGCAGACAGCGCUCCUUGAUAUGUAUGCUAAGGCUGGUCAGAUUGAUGUGUCAAGGAGAGUCUUUGAUGGUAUGGUGCAGAGGGACUUGAUUUCAUGGAACGCUAUGGUCUCAGGGUACUCUCUCAAUGGGUGCUUCAAGGAAGCUGUUGAGGCGUUACAGGAGAUGCAGCAGGGUGGCAUGAGAUUGAAUGCAAGCACACUUGUUGGAAUCAUUGGUAUGUGUGGUAGUGUCGAAGCAAAGGAUGCUGGUAGUUCGCUCCAUGCAUUGGCAAUGAAAUAUGGGGCGAUAGCUGAUGAGUCCCUUACAUCUGCAUUCAUCUCGAUGUAUUCUGCAUUUGAUGAUCUUUCCUCAUCUCGAUUGGUUUUUGAUCUGCAACCUGUGAAAGAUUUGGUAUCUUUCAAUUCCAUGAUAUCAGCGUACAUGCAGCAUAGCAACUGGAAGGAAGCUUUCAAGGUCUUUAGAUUGAUGCAUUGUGCAGGCCUAGGACCUAAUCCGGUCACAGUGGUGUCUGUCCUUCCAUCUUGCAAUGAUUUCUUUGGCAUAAACCAAGGCAAGUCUGUGCAUGGUAUGAUUAUCAAGUUUGGCCUUGCAGAGCAGGUUUCUGUUGCCAGUGCUCUUGUUUCCAUGUAUUCGAAGCUUGGGAAAUUGGAUUCGGCUGUGCUCCUUUUCUGUUGUUUUACCACGAAGAACAAUCUCAUGUGGAACUCUAUGAUUUCUGGAUACCUUGUGAACAAUGACUGGGACAUGGCUCUUGACUCGUUCUGCAAGAUGCAGAUCAAGGGUGUGGCUCCAGAUGCAACAGCUAUCAUUAAUGUCAUCUCUGGAUGUAGACACACAAAGGAUUUGUACAUGGCGAAGUCAAUACAUGCAUAUGCUGUUAGGAAUAGAUUUGAAUCAAACCAGAGCGUAAUGAACACUCUCCUAGCUACGUAUGCUGGCUGUGGAAAUAUAUCAACUUCCUAUACAUUAUUCCAGAAAAUGGAAGUACGGAUGUUAAUAUCUUGGAACACUAUGAUAUCUGGUUUUGCUGAAGUAGGGGAUUCAGAGGCUUCUCUAAUGUUAUUCUGCCAGAUGUGCCACGAGGAAGUGCAGUUUGAUCUAGUAACUCUUAUUGGUGUUAUUAGCAGCCUUUCAGCGUCCGAGAAUGCCACGGUUGGAGAAUCAGUUCAUUCUUUGGCAAUCAAAAGUGGAUGUAAUUCAGAUGUUUCUCUUACAAAUGCCCUCAUUACCAUGUACACCAACUGUGGUAUUGUUGGAGCGGGUCAGCAACUUUUUGACAGUUGUUGUUUUGCGAAUACAAUCACUUACAAUGCUCUGAUGAGUGGAUAUCGCAAAAACAACGUAUCUGAGAAGAUAUUGCCUUUGUUUUACCAAAUGGUCAAGAAUGAUGUGAAACCAAAUCUUGUAACCUUACUGAAUUUAUUGCCUGUUUGUCGGAGCCAGUUGCAAGGGAAGUCUAUACACAGCUACGCAGUACGAAAUUUCACCAGGUUUGAAACACCCCUCUCCACAUCAGCAAUGGGUAUGUAUAGUAGGUUCGACAAUGUAGAAUACUGCAGCAAAAUUUUCAGUUUGGUUGGUGAAAGAAACAUUAUAUCAUGGAAUGCCUUCUUAUCUGCAUGUGUCCAAUGCAAGCAGGCUGAUGUGGUAGUUGAUUUCUUCAAGCAUAUGCUCUUCAUUAAUGUCAAACCUGAUGCAGUAACCAUUCUGGCACUCAUCUCAGCAUGUUCACAGCUUGGAGAUGCAGAUUUCGCUGCAUGUGUUACGGCUGUCAUUUUCCAGAGGGGUUUUAAUGCAAAGGUUUUGGUUCUCAAUGCUCUUAUUGACAUGCAUUCAAGAUGCGGAAGCAUAUCGUUUGCAAGGGAGCUCUUUGAUAGCUCAGUGGAGAAAGAUUCAGUCACUUGGGGUGCAAUGAUCAAUGCAUACAGUAUGCAUGGAAAUGGUGAGGCUGCCCUUGAUCUUUUCUCGACGAUGAUAGAUUCAGGAGUGGAUCCAGAUGACAUAACUUUUGUUAGUGUCUUGUCGGCCUGCAGUCAUAGCGGCUUUGUAGAGCAAGGAAGAACAUUGUUCAAAUCACUACAGGCAGACUAUGGCAUUACACCACGAAUGGAGCAUUAUGCAUGCAUGGUGGAUCUAUUGGGCCGAACUGGCCACUUGGAUGAAGCAUAUGAUAUUGUUAGAUCAAUGCCAUCCAGGCCAUCAGAUAAUUUGCUUGAAUCGUUGCUUGGAGCAUGCAGAUUCCAUGGUAAUUCUAAAAUUGGCGAAUCUGUAGGGAAAUUGCUCAUUGAAUCUGAGCAUGGCAAGUCAAGAUCUUAUGUCAUGCUCUCAAAUAUCUAUGCUUCAGCUGGCAAAUGGAGUGACUGUGAGGAGCUGAGGUCAGACAUGGAAGCAAAAGGACUGCGAAAAGAUGUGGGGGUUAGCUUAAUUGGGAUGACAUAAUAGCCCUGAUGAAACAAAGGAAGUCACCAGAACAUUUAUUUUUGUUUGUGCACAAGAGAAUAUUCCAUCAUUCUUCCACAGCUUA
Molecule: messenger RNA, 3129 nt
Organism: Setaria italica (foxtail millet)
Lineage: Eukaryota; Viridiplantae; Streptophyta; Magnoliopsida; Poales; Poaceae
Product: pentatricopeptide repeat-containing protein At5g39350
Exons: 2
Coding region: 78-3044 (988 amino acids)
Biological process (GO): RNA modification
Molecular function (GO): protein binding; RNA binding
Source: RefSeq, a predicted model, not a curated record